UUAUUGAUUCAAAAAUUGGAAAAACAAUAUCUCCUUCGAAUACUUCAUCUUCAAUAUCUAUCACCACCUCCAAUCCUCAGCCUACAUCUAACUUUCCACCUAAAAUCUCUAGUAGAAUUA
Messenger RNA from Dentiscutata erythropus, 120 nucleotides. The record is from the annotation of a GenBank genome assembly. Lineage: Eukaryota; Fungi; Glomeromycota; Glomeromycetes; Diversisporales; Gigasporaceae.